AUGGAGGACGACUCGUACGCGGAAGAGGUGGCCAGCAUCCUCCAGCUGGUCGGAGACGAGUUCAACACGGUGGAGUACUUCGACAUCGUCGAGCGCCAUGCCAUCGUCAUCUAUAACAUCUCCGGGCACUCCGAUUUCGGGGUGCGGUUCAACCUUCCGGAGCUGGCGCUGGCGUUGGGGAACGCGGUGUACGUCCCGCAGGAGUUCAACUGCGUGAGGGUGGACGUUCGCGUCCGCAGCAGCCUCGAGGCGUCCACGCGCUCGGACAACUCCAGCGGGUUCCCGGGGAUCGAGCACGUACCCGUUUUGGAGGCUGACCGCAUAUACGACACCCAAGCGGUGCUCGCCCGCAGGUUCCCGCACAACGACCCGGCCCUGCUGACCAGGCGCAUCAUUCAAGGGGACCACUGCUCGAUCAAGAUUUCCAUCUUCACGAACGGCAGGGUUUCGUUCACUGGCGGCAGGAGCCUGCUGAGCGUCGCGGUUGCGCUGUGGAAGCUCUGCCGCGUCAUCCGCCAGCGCGUGAACAGCAAGGCCGUGGUGCGGAUGCUGUCGCCCACCAACAUGAUGGCCGUGUAUCGGUUCCCGUCGGCGAUCGUGCUGCAGGCGUUCGAGAAGCAUGCGAAGGGCUGCAUUUACGACCCGUUCCGUUUCUCCGGUGUGCGGCUGCGCGUGCCAGUGAAGCCGUGGAACAACCACUACGACAUUCGCACGGUCAUCCUGGAGGGGCUCGGCAAGCGCAUGCCCGCUGCGGAGCCGGCGUACCCGGUGAGUGCCGCCCCCGACUCCAGUGACAGCGACGAGUUCGACGCCGCGUCGGAGUUAAGCUCGUCGAUGCCGGCGUUCGUGCAACCGACUGCCGCCCCCGCCGCGGCUCCGAGAGCAGAUCCGCCGGUGGCCGCGCCGCCCAUUGCUAGCACUGGCAUGGCGGCACCGCGGCAGCGACAGCUCAAGGGCAACCUCAGGAGGAUCAUCAGCGAGGCGCUGCCGUCCAACAAACGCCAGGUGGUGGACUCCUCCGCGAAGUUGCAGAAGACCGUGGACACCGGAGCCGGCAAGCGCGUUUGGUCCACCAGCACGACCAUCAGCGACCCCGACACCGUGUACGGGCGGGAGGAGGUGGUGACAUUGAAUGUUUUCACCAGCGGGAACGUGACCCUCACGGGCGCCCGGUCGGUCGCGAGCCUGCAAUACGCACUAUCGUACAUCUACCCGGCGCUGAAAGCGUCCACCGUGAAGAACGUGCUCAAUUAA
Messenger RNA from Babesia bigemina, 1254 nucleotides. RefSeq lists its product as hypothetical. The coding region runs from base 1 to 1254 and encodes 417 amino acids. NCBI's taxonomy places the organism in Eukaryota, Apicomplexa, Aconoidasida, Piroplasmida, Babesiidae. The transcript is spliced from 3 exons. Gene Ontology annotation, molecular function: DNA binding; RNA polymerase II general transcription initiation factor activity. The record is from RefSeq and is a predicted model, not a curated record. Gene Ontology annotation, biological process: DNA-templated transcription initiation.